Molecule: messenger RNA, 719 nt
Organism: Triticum urartu
Lineage: Eukaryota; Viridiplantae; Streptophyta; Magnoliopsida; Poales; Poaceae
Source: RefSeq, a predicted model, not a curated record
CCCGCGUCUGGCUCGGAACGUUCGACACGGCCGAUGACGCCGCCCGGGCCUACGACGUCGCCGCCCGCCGCCUCCGUGGCAUCAAGGCCAAGGUCAACUUCCCCGACGCGGCGAGGGCCGGGGCGCGCUCGCGCCGCGCCAGCCGGAGAACUGCGCAGAAACCGCAGUGCCCGCCUGUGCGGACGACGGCGUACUCUGCCACCGCAGCUGCACACGCACACGUAGUACAGGCGGAGCAGGACGCUAUGAUGAUCAAACCUGAGCUGAUGGAGUUUUUUGAUGCGGACGCGUUCGUCGACCUGACCGCCGCCGUCGCCGCGCUGCCGCCUGUCACUGGCGCGAAGAAGCCGACGGUCGAUGAGGAUUCGUCGGAUCGGAGCGGCGGCUGCGCCAUGCUGGGGUUCGCCGACGAGCUUGGGUUCGAUCCGUUCACGCUGUUCCAGCUCCCCUGAUCCGUUCACGCCGUCAUCCAGGAUGCCCUCGGCGUGGACAAUGGCAUGGAGGGCGUCAGCCUCUGGAGCUUCGAGGAGUUCCCCAUGGACAGCGCCAUUUUUUGACGUUUCCGUGCGAUGCGCCCGAUCGGUUGUAAGAAUCUCCAUCUGGCAUCUUGUUCCAUGGUGCACAGAACCUUGCUGAGACCAGAUUCUGUUUCUUGGCCAGGAACGAAGGAAGGGCGCAGCCGAGCUAUUUUUUUUAAAUAAUACACUUUUUUUUAUGAA